Molecule: messenger RNA, 8269 nt
Organism: Diabrotica virgifera virgifera (western corn rootworm)
Lineage: Eukaryota; Metazoa; Arthropoda; Insecta; Coleoptera; Chrysomelidae
Gene: Ykt6
Product: synaptobrevin homolog YKT6
Exons: 3
Coding region: 252-851 (199 amino acids)
Biological process (GO): endoplasmic reticulum to Golgi vesicle-mediated transport
Cellular component (GO): Golgi apparatus
Molecular function (GO): SNAP receptor activity
Source: RefSeq, a predicted model, not a curated record
GUGGGGCAAGUGGGGAGAAUUGAAGUUGAAAGUUCGAAGAUUAAAUUAUUUGUCAGUGCCAGUUUUGACAUAAUUUUUAAUGUAUUAGAUUUUAGUGAAAGUGGUUCCUAAUUAUUUUACAAUAUUGAAUACAUUUGUUAAUUAUACAUGUUAAGUUUUUGAGAAAGUGUAGUUUAGGUGUGUACCAUAUUGAAAGGUUAUGUUAUGAUCUGAUAGUAUUUUGGUAUUAGUCAAAAAAACAUUAAUAAACAAUGGUGAAAAUAUAUUGUCUCAGUGUUUUAUACAAAGGACCAACAACUGCAACCUGGUUGAAAUCAGCCUUCGAACUUCAAAGCUUCAGCUUUUUCCAAAGAGGGUCAAUUCAGGAGUUCAUGUCAUUCUUUUGCAAAACCAUAGUGGAAAGAACAAUACCAGCCUCAAGGCAGAGUGUUAAAGAAGGAGAAUAUUUGUGUCAUGUAUAUGUACGAGCUGAUAACUUAGCUGGUGUUAUCAUAACUGAUCAUGAAUACCCAUCAAGGGUUUCUCACACACUAAUAACAAAAAUACUAGACGAAUUUGGUGCCAAAAUUCCUGCAGCUAACUGGCCCAGCCUUGAGGAGAGAGAUGUACCAUUUCCACAAUUAAAUACCUACUUAGCGAAAUAUCAAAAUCCUAGAGAAGCAGAUGCUAUUACAAAAAUUCAAGAAGAUCUUGAUGAAACGAAGAUUAUUUUGCAUAAUACCAUACAAGCAGUUUUGGAACGAGGCGAGAAACUAGACGACUUAGUGAGCAAGUCGGAAGGUUUAAGCAUACAGUCCAAGGCAUUCUACAAGACAGCGAGAAAAACGAAUAGUUGUUGUAGUUUUACAUAGAUAGGCGUAUAUACUCAUUCCAAAUAAUUAAAUGUAACGUUUGUAUUUAUUUUUAAAAGUGAUAUAUUGUUAUGGUGUAAUAUCUGCAAAAGAGCUUAUAGUUGUGGAAAUAUAUGUUUAUGGAAUGAUCUAGAACAGGGUGAAAUAUAUCUGUUUUUUAUCUCGUUAAGGAUUGUUCGUGUGUAGUAAGUAUCAGAUUCAGUAAUAUGAUGUGUACCUACUUAUUUUUCAUUCUCUUUCACGUAAUUAAAACUGCCAAAAUAUUAAGAUUUUAUAGUUUUACGUAUCCCACCUACGAGAGUUUAUCCCUUUGCUCCGCCCCUGACCCAGUUUUAAAUAAAAAAUAUUAUCUUAUUUAUCUUUACGUCGCAUAGUAACCUAUUUUUGUAGACUCAGACUAGAAAAUUUCUUGCCUGUAUAAUCUUUGGUAAAGAGUGAGCUAUUUUAUGACAAUCAGUCGUGUGAUGGAUGACCGAAGUUAAGUUUAACGUUUGAGUUAAAGUUAAGAUAACUCUCAGGAAUAACGUGCCCAUAACUAUAUAGGUAAAAUUUGGUGUGAUGUAUCGCUCGCAGUUAUGAGAUAGUUAUAUCAUCAACGUUAUAUCAGAAAGAAGUUUUGAGGAACAAAUUUUGAAGUAACAAAGAGAAACCUUAUGUACAAAUAGUACAAGUUGGAGUGAGCGCGAGAGAUUGUUCCGAACAUACCCGUCGUCGGCUACUGCCGAUGACCGAACAGCAAUCAGCUGUUUGGGUUCCUUGGUGUUUCCAAAGAAUACUCCAUCCAACAAGAAGCGAAAGCACCUGUCGGCUCCUUUGAUGUUCAGGGGACAGAAAUAUCGGUCGGAGAAUGGUAGGGGUAAUACUUCACACUACACUAAGAAAAGUAAUGAGGAAUUCGUUCAAAACUGUAGGAAAUUUGAGUUACACUGAGAAACAAAGUAAUAAUUAAAACUAUAGUGUUUUUAAGUUGAUCUAUUAAUAUGAAUUGUAUUUUUUUCUGUAAAAUUUAAUAUAACCCAUAUAUAAAUUUUGCACUGAUAAGUAAAAAGGUUUUAAGUUAAAAAUAUCGAUUUUGACUAAGUUUUGUAAACUUAUGUAAACGUGAUGGAUUUCUGAUGCUUAGUUUAAUUUAAUAGUUAAUUUCAAAAUAGAGAUUAAAAUUUCUAUCGAUUUCUAUUACUUUUUUUCGUACUAAAAACUUGAAAAAUAGAUAUUUUUGACCCAAGACCUUUUUACUUAGGACAGAAUUAUACUUUCAAAUUUUCUAUUAACUUUGUCUUAGAUUGAUCAUUUUUUUUUGUUUCCUUUUGAGAAAUUUCUUUGAAUGUCUAUUGACCUCCAACACCACCAUAUUCUCGCUGCACGAGGAAACUCUGCGGCGGAGGCUAGAAUGACUUUAUUCACCUUCGAUUUCUUUCUGUACAUCUGAGGUUUCUGGAAACUCUGGUUGUACUGUACCAAAUUCAACUCGCCUGGAUAUAUCUCAUCACAUCUAGCAUCUAAUACUUGGGAAUUAAUCUAUCAGCUGAAAACAAUAUCGAAGAAGAGGUAAAAGAACAAAUAAUUAAAGCCAGUAGAACGGCCGAUGCCUAAACGGCACAAUUUGGAAAAACAAACACGUAAGAGUGCAAAACAAAGGCCCAAAUAUAUGUCAGUUAUUAGGCCAGUUAUGACUUAUAAGGCUGAAACAAGACCAGAUACAAGCAAAACACAAAAACAUCUGGAGACCAACCAAAUGAAGAUCUUAAGAAGGAUUGCUGGAAAAGUACUACAGGACAGGGUAAAAAGUGAGGAAAUCAGCCGCAUAUGUGAGGUGGACAAUAUAAAUACCUGGGUAAAGAAGAGUGGAUUAAACAUAUAAGCAGGAUGUUUGAAUCAAGGAUAGUAAGGGACAAGUCACCGUUAGGCAGAAGAAGUAUAGGACGCCCAAGGAAAAGCUGUAAUGACAAUUUAGGGACAGAAUGAAAUGCACCGUUGAAGAAAAACAGGCAGAACUGCCUAUAUAAAAGGAAGAAGACAUCAGAUCUAGCAUCUAGCCACCUUAACCUGUUUCUUAUUUUGUUUCCAAUAGGAUCCACACCCAAUUUUUUCGUAUAUACUGAUUCCUAACAUUAUCUUUUCUAGUUAUUCGCUAGUCCUAGUUAUUAAUAACUGCGGAUUCAAUACGGAACUUAACCUAACCCUAAUGAAGCUCUGCUUUCACACAAAAUUUUCCAGUUUCAGCUGCAUUUGCUCUCUCUAAUUGUUACCUUCUGAUACAUUUUUUAUACCACUCUCACAUAUUCAGCCGGCACUCCUUUCCUACUUAGUACCAUUAGGUUUCUGGUAACUUUGCUAUAUGCCUUCCCAACAUUAAUAAACACUAUGUGCAAGUCUUUCUCUUCCACUCAUAAGUUUUUCCCUCGGCUGUCAUAAAAUAAAAAUUGAUGUUGUGGACCUGCCUUGCAUAAAUUCAAAAUGACCUUUAUUUCUAGAACCGUACACUAAAUUUAUACUGUUGCAAAUUAAAUUAAACACUAAAUAGCUAUGUUUAAAUUGUUUUUUUUUAAAAGCUUAAUUAAAAAUCUGGGAAUAAAUAAUUUUAAUAGAUAGGUACGUAUAUGGAAUCACAUAAAUGUUUAAAAAGAACUUUCUCUCAUUGCCCUACCCCUACGAUCGUUUACCUGCUACGAUUUCUCGGUACUGAAAAGAGAAUUAUUUGUUCACGAUCUAGUGGGGCGUCCCAGUACGAACCACACAAGAAAAUCCACCUUUGCGUGGAGCCAUCACAAUGAGAGUUUAUUUUAACAAUAGAUAUGUUUAAUAGUAUUAUCCUUUUUUCUACAAUUAGAAAAGAUUAAACAACACAAUAAUUUUACAACAAACAGCUGUAGGGGUUAGGUUGAGAUAUAAGAAAUAAUACAUGAAACAUGCCGGAUCGUACAUGCGCAAAGAAAUUUGGAUCGUGAAAUAGUCGAUGCUUUCGCUUCUUGUUGGAUGGAGUAUUCUUUGGUGUUUCUAAGUUGCUUUCAAACGGUAGAUAGAAACAGGGUUGCCGGAUUGGUGUGUUUUCCCAAAAUUUUGGGUUAAUUUGAAAGCGUCUAUUGAAAUUUUUCUAAGCAGAAAUUGUAGUGGGAUUUUUUGGGGGCGGAAAAUUAUGGAUGAUUUUAAGGGGUCAUGGUAAAUUAAAUUUGCGAAUGUACAUAGAACUGUAUAUUAUACUCCCAUAUAAUCGAAGACGAUAGGAACUAUGAAUUAUUUCCAUGGCCCUCGUUGAUAUUGUAGUAUGAAUUUUGCUUUACUGUUCUUCAUUUGACUAGUAAUUUAUUAAAAUGCGGCAACAAUUUAAAUUUGGGGACUUUGGGGUAUUUGAGCUUCAAUUUCAGGGAAUUUCAGUUUCUAAGUGGGGGAUUUAUAAAAUAUCAUCUGGCAACUCGGGAUAGAAAGCUCAGUAGGUACUUAAAAUAAAAUUUCAACUUAUAUCGCUCGAUUUGAUUUUGUAUAAUUUUUAAAAUUGUAUUACCCUUCUAUUCUUAAUUAUUAAAUUACUAGCUUCUAAAUUCACUUGAUUUCUGUCUAAAAAUAAGUCAAAAGAUGAACCUAACCUUGCAUAACUACAGAGUUAUCUCAUAACUUGAGGUUUAACGUCGCGUUAUAAAGUGACCAGAUAACUCAAGAACUGUCAUGAAAUAACGCAAAAAGUUAAGUUAAGUAUGAUAGAUCACACCAAUUCGAUGGUUAUAACAUAACUACAGGAUAACUUUACGUUAACGAUAACUUCGGUCAUCCAUCACAGGGCAGAAUGUUGAGAAAAGUUAAACCUCUUUCACAAUAUGUAUACAAUGCAGCUUUUGUUUCUAAUAACGUCCACCACAGGGUGUUGUAAAAUACGAUGAAAAAACACAAAUUUAUUUUUACACCCUGUAUAAAUAUGGGAGGUAAAACGUUGAUAUUUCUCAGAAAUUAUUGGUACAAUAAUUCCUUAGAAAUAUACCUAUACCCGUACUUAAUAUCAAAUAAAAAUCAUCAAAGUUCAAUCAAUGUUUCAGGAGAAAAAUAGCUCCAAACUUAUGGUACCUCAUUUAAGGUGGUGUGUUAAUUUUGAAGCGUAGUGAAUAUACACUCACCGGCACAAAAUUCCGCCACCCAAAAUGUUUGAUUAAGUUUGACUAUUUGUAACUUUAUUAUUUGUGCUCCGAUUUUUAAGAUUCUUGCACCAGUUUGUAGGUACAUGUAUUGAAAUCGUUUCCGGUAAAACAAAAAUUUUGCUUGCAUGGCAUUAUACAAGGGUGAAUGGAAGCGUUGUAUUUUCUCCUAACUUUAAAAAAUUCUGUGGAAAAAUGGAAGAGCUGAUUUUGUUUCAUGUCAUAGUAUCCCGGAGACAUCGCUGAAAUUUUGUUUUUUGAAUUAUCCGAAUAUCUCUUUUCUUGUAAGAGCUGUACGAUUUUUUGUAAAUAAAACACUGAUGUACUCAUAAAAUAGAGGUUGGAUUGAUAAGAUUAGAAUGGCCCGCAUGCAGCCCAGAUCUCAAUCCUAUUGAGCAUUUAUGGGAUGAAUUAAAAAAGCUAUUCGCCGUCAUCCUAGGCCUCCAGAAAAUUUGGUACAGUUAUGGCCCUGGUAGAGGAAUAUCGGGCUAUUCCUCAGGUAAGGAUAACACAUCUUUAUUCGAUGCCAAACAUAUUGCGAGCAGUCGUUGCUGCAAGAGAUGGACAUACCCGCUAUUGAACUGUUUUGUUUUGUUGUUCGUUUUGUUUUGUUAAUUUUAGUGCGUUUGAUAUUUCUAAUUAAAAAAAUCAUCAAAGCAGUGUUUUUAUUUACAGCUCUUAGAAGAAAAGAGAUAUUUGGAUAAUUCAAAAAACAAAACCUUAGCGAUACCUCCAGGAUAAUACAAAUGGAGUAUGAAACAAAAUCAACUCUCCAAUUUUUCCAGAGAAUUUUUUAAAGUUAGGAGAAAAUACAACGUUUCGAUUCACCCCCGUAUAAUGCCAUCUAAGCAAAAAAUUUUUGUUACCGGAAUAAUAACAAACGACAUCAAUACAUGUACCUAAAAACUGAUGAAAGAAUCUUGAAAAUCGGAGUACAAAUAAGAAAGUUAUAGACUGUCAAACUUAAUCAAAAAUUUUAUUUUAUAGACAGUCGUAUAAAACUACUAUUAGAAAAAUAAUUGAAGUAAUUGGUAUCUUCAUUUGAAAUUGAACUUAAAAAAAUUAUCAGCAAGAUGGAUAACAUGAAUAAAAGCCAAACCAACCGAAAAGACAUGUACAUUUAUUUUUUAAUGCGUUUUAGAUAAGUCAAAGAAAAUUUUCGUGCAAUAUUAGUAACAAUGAAGAAGUUUACCACACCCGAAAGAAUUCAAGACGCAAUCUUGAGCGGGAAAUAUUAGGCUAGCUGUAUUUUGGAAUUCAAACGCUAUAAUUUUAGUAGUUCCUGCCAAAAAAGGGUGCCAUAAUUACAGGUGAAUUAUUAGUUUAUACGAGGGAAGCUGUGUACUCUGAAAACUAGGUCUAACAGAUUAGGAAGAAGUAAUGUUAGGGUGUUAAUCUUCAAUCAGGAUAACGCAUACAGUCCUAGUUCUUCCAUUGCAAUAACUAUAAUAAUUCAAGUAGGCUUCGAAUUAGUUGAGCAUCCGCCAUUUUCUCCAUAUUUGGCUCCCAUAGGCAAACGACUGUUUCUAAAACCUGCAAAUUGCAUAUUAAAAUAAUUUGUUCAAAUAAUUGUGUCCAUUAAAUCAGUGAUUUGCAGAGGUCCAGCUAUCGUACACAUCUUAGAACAUAGAUGGGAAAAUAAAAGUGAAGUAUUUGCCAAUAUUUUAUUAAGUGGGCCAGGUGUGGAACAAGGGAUCACGCCCCGUAUUUGGUAUAUUUUUGCAUUUUUUGUUAGUUUUUAGCUUGUAUCGUUGAGUAGCUAGGUCACUUUUAUACCAUUUGUUUUAUUUAGUAUUUUGUAAAAUGCAGUAAAUUAACAGGCUAUUGAUAAAUCGACACUUGCGGGGAAAUGCUGAGAUGUGCUGUGGCUACUUAUAAAAAUAUAAACAAAAGGCACGUGACUAAAGAUACUUACGGAAAUUACUUCAGGAUUUCAGAAAACGAAGAAUAUUAUAUUAAAUAGUUGUCGCUGUAAAAAUGCCCUAAAAAUAAUUAUAAAACAAAAUUCUUCCUAUGUUUAGCAUUGAUCCCCAAGAAUUGAGGUUCUCAUCUGACGUCAUGCGACAGCGGAUGUCGAACUUCCUAGUUCCGUAUAAUUAUAGUUGGCCCAAGUGUAUGCUUUUCUAUUUCUAUUCAUUUAGUAGUUUCAUUCAUUAUACCUAGGUAGAGCAUACCUAGUUCCGUAUAAUUAUAGUUGGCCCAAGUGUAUGCUUUUCUAUUUCUAUUCAUUUAAUAGUUGUCGCUGUAAAACUGCCCUAAAAAUAAUUAUAAAACAAAAUUCUUCCUAUGUUUAGCAUUGAUCCCCAAGAAUUGAGGUUCUCAUCUGACGUCAUGCGACAGCGGAUGCAUGCGCAAGAGCAUACCUAGUUCCGUAUAAUUAUAGUUGGCCCAAGUGUAUGCUUUUUUAUUUCUAUUCAUUUAGGUGUGUCGUAUUACUCGUAUUUAUACAAAAAAUAUCAUUAUAGCGGGCAUUAGUCGAACAUAUAAAAAAAAUGAAGAACAUGGGGACUCUUAUAACAAUGUGAACGCAUUUCGGCAUUGAGAUAAUUAAAUUUUAUAUCAAAUUAGUCGAAUUCGUCCAAUAUUGACUGGAGAUUCGUCCUUCCUAGAACUGUACGUUAUAGAGAAAUAAUGUUUGAAGAAAGGGCUGGUUAACUCGGGCGGUAGGAUGUCUGACUUCAACGCAGAAGUCCGGGGAUCGAAUCCCAGCACUGGCGAGGAGAUGUAUACAUUUUUAAAAAUAUCUAUAGGCCCUAGGUCGACUCAAUCUGAAUAAAAUGAGUACCUUCGGUAAAACCAGGGGUAAUAAUAGGCGGUUUAAGCGUAGCCCCAGAGAUAGCAGACUACCCUACUAUAAUCCCAAAUAUAAAAGGGAGGCUAUUAUUAUUAUGUUUAAAGCAAAUGCAUUAUUUGAGGGUAGGUGCAGGUUCUUUUGUGUUAAGUAGUUAUAAGGGAGAAUAGCGACACACCUUCACUUGACGAAGUCACGCAACAUAAGCGUGGCCUUAAUAAUCAUGACACUUUGCAUUUAGAAAUAUGAAACAAUAUAAACAAUAGUCCUACAUCUUUGUGUGAUGCUCAAUCUUGUUAUUAACGCAUUGUCUAGGAAAACUUAAGUCGAUGUAUUGAAUCUGAUACAAAAAACUAUUAAAACUAUUAUUAAGUAAUAAAUGUGAACUGUAAAGAGAUUUUUCUACUUGCGUUGAUUUGAUUGCUGCUCAGAUGGUUAUCUAUGUAUUAUAUUAUUUUUUAAAAUGUAUAAGGAAUUGUGUAAAAUAAAUAUUGUUUGAAGUA